UAGAACGGCUUCCGGGGCGCGCGCCACCCCGCGACCCCCCAGUUUUGCGGCGGCGCGCGCCCUGCUGUUGGUCGUUGGCGCUGUCCGGAGUGCGCGCCGGACGCCCCUUCCGAGAGGAGGGCAGCCGGGCGGGCGGGCGGCCUGGCGGACGAGCGACCUGCGGAGCGGGGAAGGUUGAGGGUUGGGCCCUUGCCCUCGUGACGUCCCGGGCAGCGGUGGCCUCGGUCUGCGGAGAAACGUAGCGGCUUUGCGGUCUGGCUUGCGGCUCCGCGCCUCCGGGAGGCGGACAGGAUUGCUCGUACUAACUGAAGAAUGCUGUUACUUAAGCGAGGCCCGUGGACUGGAACAAAGUUAAAACUUAAAAAGAGGCUGAGGAUGGAAGGAACUUCUUUGUUCUAUCUUCUUCAGAAUGUUAGAAGUCUUAAGAACUCAGGACAAGCAGCAGACAUACAUGCAACAUGGUGACUGGAACCCUAAGGACUCUGCAAUAUGAAUAAUUCUCUAGAGAACACCAUCUCAUUUGAAGAGUACAUCCGAGUAAAGGCGAGGUCUGUUCCGCAACACAGGAUGAAGGAAUUUCUGGACUCACUGGCUUCUAAGGGACCAGAAGCUCUUCAGGAGUUCCAGCAGACUGCUACCACCACCAUGGUGUACCAGCAGGGUGGGAACUGCAUUUAUACAGACAGCACUGAAGUGGCUGGAUCUUUGCUUGAACUUGCUUGUCCAGUCACAACCAGUGUUCAACCACAAACUCAGCAAGAGCAGCAGAUCCAGGUUCAGCAGCCACAGCAGGUUCAGGUACAGGUGCAGGUGCAGCAGUCUCCACAACAGGUCUCAGCUCAGCAACUUUCCCCACAGUUCACCGUUCACCAGCCUGCUGAGCAACCCAUCCAGGUCCAGGUGCAGAUCCAGGGCCAAGCACCACAGUCCGCAGCCCCCUCCAUUCAGACUCCAUCUCUGCAGAGUCCCAGCCCCUCGCAGCUGCAAGCAGCUCAGAUCCAGGUGCAGCACGUGCAGGCGGCCCAACAGAUCCAGGCUGCAGAAAUCCCAGAGGAGCAUAUCCCACAUCAACAAAUCCAGGCUCAGUUGGUAGCUGGCCAAUCUCUUGCUGGGGGCCAGCAAAUUCAAAUUCAGACUGUGGGUGCUCUUUCCCCACCACCAUCCCAGCAGGGCUCACCCAGGGAAGGGGAACGGAGGGUUGGCACAGCCAGUGUCCUUCAGCCAGUGAAGAAACGCAAAGUGGACAUGCCCAUCACCGUGUCCUAUGCCAUCUCAGGGCAGCCAGUGGCCACUGUGCUGGCCAUUCCACAGGGCCAGCAACAGAGUUAUGUGUCUUUGAGGCCAGACUUACUGACAGUAGACAGUGCCCACCUGUACAGUGCCACUGGGACCAUAACUAGCCCUACAGGAGAAACUUGGACCAUCCCUGUUUAUUCUGCCCAGCCCCGUGGGGAUCCUCAGCAGCAGAGCAUUACCCACAUUGCCAUUCCCCAGGAAGCCUACAAUGCGGUUCAUGUCAGUGGCUCACCUACAGCCCUGGCAGCUGUAAAGCUGGAGGAUGACAAGGAGAAGAUGGUGGGCACCACAUCUGUAGUGAAAAACUCCCAUGAAGAGGUAGUGCAGACCCUUGCAAACUCUCUCUUUCCAGCACAGUUCAUGAAUGGCAACAUCCACAUUCCAGUGGCUGUGCAAGCUGUAGCAGGCACAUACCAGAAUACGGCUCAGACUGUACAUAUAUGGGACCCACAGCAACAGCCACAACAGCAAACUGCACAAGAACAGACACCACCGCCACAACAGCAGCAGCAGCAACUGCAGGUCACUUGUUCAGCACAAACUGUUCAGGUUGCUGAAGUUGAGCCACAGUCACAACCACAGCCUUCACCAGAGCUUUUGCUUCCAAAUUCUUUGAAGCCAGAAGAAGGGCUUGAAGUAUGGAAAAACUGGGCUCAGACCAAGAAUGCUGAACUAGAAAAGGAUGCUCAAAACAGAUUGGCCCCUAUUGGGAGGCGACAGUUGCUACGAUUUCAAGAAGAUCUGAUCUCCUCCGCUGUGGCUGAAUUGAAUUAUGGCCUUUGUUUAAUGACAAGAGAAGCUCGGAAUGGAGAAGGUGAACCCUACGACCCAGAUGUACUCUACUACAUUUUCCUGUGUAUACAGAAGUAUCUUUUUGAAAAUGGAAGAGUAGAUGACAUAUUUUCUGAUCUUUACUAUGUUCGUUUCACCGAAUGGUUACAUGAAGUUCUGAAGGAUGUGCAGCCUCGGGUCACUCCACUUGGGUAUGUUCUGCCCAGCCACGUGACUGAAGAGAUGCUGUGGGAGUGCAAGCAGCUUGGGGCGCAUUCCCCUUCCACACUUCUGACCACCCUCAUGUUCUUUAACACCAAGUACUUCCUGUUGAAGACAGUAGAUCAGCACAUGAAGCUGGCUUUCUCCAAGGUCCUCCGACAGACAAAGAAGAGCCCCUCGAAUCCUAAGGAUAAAAGCACAAGCAUCCGCUACCUGAAGGCCCUUGGAAUACAUCAAACUGGCCAGAAAGUUACAGAUGACAUGUAUGCAGAGCAAACAGAGAAUCCAGAGAAUCCACUAAGGUGUCCCAUCAAGCUCUACGACUUCUACCUCUUUAAAUGCCCUCAGAGUGUGAAAGGCCGAAAUGACACCUUUUACCUGACACCGGAACCAGUUGUAGCUCCCAACAGCCCAAUCUGGUACUCAGUCCAACCUAUCAGCAGAGAACAGAUGGGACAGAUGCUGACCCGGAUCCUGGUUAUACGAGAAAUCCAAGAAGCCAUUGCCGUGGCCAAUACAACCACCAUGCACUGAGGUGCCUCAGCUACAGGAGAAAAAUGAACCAGGAAAAACCAGAAAAAAACAGACGGACUUUCACACUAAAGGAGAGGCCUCCAUUUUUUUUUUUUUUUUUUUUUUUUUUUUUCUAAAUUUGUAGUUAUGCUUUUCAGGCUACUUCUGUUCAAAAUGUAAAAGCCGAUGUUGCCCUCUUUGCAUCUUCAUAAAAUGGGCAGACCCCUGGUUCAUAGGGAUCUGGGUUUCCUGAGAACCUGGUGUCCUGGAAAGUGGUUGGCUUUUCCUUUCUCUUUUUCUUUUGUCUGGGGGGUGGGGAAAGUGACUUGGACUAUAUGGAGAAAUACAGGCCCUUCCCUUCCUCAAGGAAGAUGAGCUGCUGAUGCAUCAACCCAGCCUUUCACUCUGGAUCGGCAAACUUUACUGACCACUCAGAGCUACAAUUAUUAUUGUUUUUUGUAAUGCUCAGACAUAAUUAGCAUCUUGAUGGAAGAAAAAUGAGGGGAACUUCAAUUAUGAUUUUUAUUAAAGACUAUUUCUAUUACACCAUUCUUUAUGACAAGUGACAUAGAUGUUAAAGUAAAAACUUUACCAUGCGCUUUUUUUUUUUUUGGCCUAACAUUGAGGCCUUAAAACUGAGGCUCCUGUGCCUGAUGGAAUUCUUGUAACAUACACUUGUGUAUCAUAUAAAGAUACCACUCUUUCUCUUAUGUAUUCUUAUUCUAGUUGUUUAUUAAGAAUGACAAGCACGUCUUUUCAACAA
Mus pahari (shrew mouse) is the source of this 3565-nucleotide messenger RNA. It is a transcript of the gene Qrich1, whose product is annotated as glutamine rich 1. NCBI's taxonomy places the organism in Eukaryota, Metazoa, Chordata, Mammalia, Rodentia, Muridae. The transcript has 11 exons. The record is from RefSeq and is a predicted model, not a curated record. Bases 490 to 2823 code for a protein of 777 amino acids.